CCUGUGCCGUGCUUCGGGCCGAGGGCAGAAAGACAUCUGCAGGGCCCGGCCGUAGACAUAAGUGGGUUAAAUGAAAGCUUUGCCUUCCUCGGAGCGCUGAGGCUGAAUGAUCUGGUGGUCAUCGCCCAGAUCUGCUCCUGCGGUCAAGUCCCUCACCUGUUCAGAAGCCGUUGUACCAGGGAGUGCUGAAGCGUUUGUGUUAGUAGUGAAAUAACACGGGUUUUGGGUGGUGCUCGGUUAGCCAGCUCUGCGCAGAGAGCUGCCGCCGUUCCUGCAGGAGCUGUGUGCACUUCUGUGUAGUACAGAAAUGUGCUGAAAACAGACACUACAGAGGACACUACAGGAGGAAGAUCCAAGAGCAUUUAACACAAUGGAUCACGUGGGGACAGCAGAUGCUGAGGACGACCCUGGAUCCCUGGUGCGUCUCGCCCCCAGCCCUCACAGUGAAGCAGUCGCGCAUGAGUUUAAGGAGCUCUCACUGCAGCCCAGUCAGUACUUACCUCCUCUCAACGAACGGAAGAAUGUACUUCAGCUGAGGCUACAGCAAAGACGGACACGAGAACAGUUGGUGGACCAGGGCAUCAUGCCACCUUUGAAAAGUCCCGCUGCAUUCCAUGAGCAGAUAAAGAGCCUGGAGCGAGCCAGGACUGAAAAUUUUUUGAAGCACAAGAUCCGCAGCAGACCAGAUCGGUCUGAGCUUGUCAGAAUGCACAUCCUUGAAGAGACCUUUGCAGAGCCUUCAUUGCAAGCCACUCAGAUGAAACUGAAGAGAGCUCGCUUGGCAGAUGAUCUGAAUGAGAAGAUUGCGCAGAGGCCUGGCCCUAUGGAACUGGUAGAAAAAAAUAUUCUGCCUGUAGAUUCCAGUGUUAAAGAGGCAAUUAUAGCAGUUGGACAAGAGAGUUACCCUCAAGCUUUGGAUGACUACUCAUUUGAUGAAGACAGCAGUGAUGCUUUAUCACCAGAUCAGCCAGCCAGCCAAGAAUCCCAAGGUUCAGCUGCUUCCCCUGGUGAGCCUAAAACAAGUGACUCACCAUCACCAAUAACACCAAAUGCUACUACUUCAACACAGUAUCCACCUUUAACCUCUCCAGUUCCUGAAUUCCUCAAAACUCCUCCUACAAUCGAACAGCACGUUACACGUUCUACUGCUACAGCCACCAUGACCACAAGUACUGUAUCUGCAGCAAAGCCUGGGCCAACAUUAGUAAAGCAAAGCCACCCAAAGAACCCAACUGAUAAGCAUCGGAGUAAGAAAUGUAAGGAACCUAAACCAAGGGUGAAAAAACUGAAGUAUCAUCAAUAUAUUCCACCUGAUCAGAAAGGUGAGAAGAACGAGCCACAGAUGGACUCAAACUAUGCUCGUUUGCUACAACAGCAGCAACUGUUCUUGCAGCUGCAGAUCCUGAGCCAACAGCAACAACACUACAACUACCAGACAAUUCUGCCUGCACCGCUGAAGCCACUGAGUGACAAACAGAAUAGCAAUGGGAAUGCGCCACUAAAUACUUUGAACAACAACACACCAACAUCAGCUGCGAACUCAACCAGACAGAACAGUAAUGUUCCUAACCGGAAACCAGGACCUCUGCCUUCAAGCUUGGAUGACUUGAAGGUAGCAGAGCUUAAAAUGGAGUUGAAAUUGAGGGGAUUACCAGUGUCUGGAACAAAAACAGAUCUUAUUGAGCGUCUGAAACCCUACCAAGAUCUUAAUAACAAUGGAGUAACUACUUGCAGCUCUGUGACAGUCACUACUUCUACUGGAGCCACAGGUAACACAGGGGAAAUGGCUGUGGCAUUUCCUGUUGCAACACUAAAUAAAACAGUGGCUAAUACAGUAUCCAGCUUUCCUCCAGAAAAAACAACUACUGGACCUGGCUGCAAAGUAGUAAAUACUGAAAACAUUAGCUCUCCUUUGCCUAUCUCUCCCUCCCCUUCAGAACAAUCUAAUCUAAGCACUGAUGAUACUGGUAUGGCAGAUACUUUCACAGAAAUGAUGACCAUGGUGUCACCAUCCCAGUUCUUAAGUACUUCACCACUAAGAACAAAUACAAGUGAUGAUAAUCAGAAUCGCAGUAGUGGAAACAUCUCAAGCAUGGAGUUUGAUGUAGCAGAAAAGGACCGCAAGCUUCAAGAAAAAGAAAAACAGAUUGAAGAGCUCAAAAGGAAACUGGAACAAGAGCAGAAACUUGUGGAAGUACUGAAAAUGCAACUUGAGGUUGAAAAAAGGGGACAACAGCAACAGUCUCAGACUUCUGGUAACUCAGCUGCUUUGGAACAGAAGCAAUUCAGUACUGCUGUCAAAGAUGAAAACGCUCUUACUGAUUGCUCAAGCACGAGUCAGUCUGUAUCUGUAGCUGGUCAUUCUUUAGGACAAUCAGUAUACACCAGUGGACAUAAUCCAGUUGCCAAAAAGGCAGUUAUCAUCAAGCAGGAGAUACCUGUGGCCAAAGCUGACCCUCAGAAUGCAAUUUCUCAAUUUUAUGUUAAUCCACAGAGGCAACCACAAACUGCAGUUGUUGCCCAACCUCAAGCUUUACUGACUACCCAAGGAACUGCACAGCUGCUCCUUCCACUAUCUAUCCAGGGACCGAAUUCUACCACUUCAGUGCAGCUACCGGUUGGAAAUAUAAAGCUACAGGCUCAAUCACAAGCUGGAAUACAGACCCCAUCACAAAUACCUGCUCCUAUUCCUUCCUCUGGCCUGGUCCAGACAGCACCAAAGAUGCAUACUCCUCAAUCAAAACAAAAUACCAUCACGCAGCACGCACUUGGUCAGACCCAACAAAUCAGAAAGGUUUUUCCACCUACCACAUCAGCUACAGUAUUUUCCUAUCAGACUACGCCAGUUACAACACCUUCACAAUCUUUUAUUAAUAAAACAUCAAACUCUAACAUUCACAGUGGUAAUAAUCAGACUCCCUCUGUACAGAACGGACCUGCUCCUAAUAAGCCUGGCUCCCCAUCUCAAGCCCAAUCUUAUGUUGUUCAGCAGUCCCUCUUCAACAACACAGUAUCCAAGACAAAAGACCCCCCCCGUUAUGAAGAGGCCAUAAAACAGACCCGCAAUAUUCAGACAUCUCACCGUGAGAUUUCCAGCGCACAUAGUCAGCAGAUGGAUGAUCUUUUUGAUAUCCUCAUCAAGAGUGGAGAGAUUUCCCUUCCAAUAAAGGAAGAACCAUCUCCCAUUGCUAAAAUGAGACCAGUAACAGCCAGCAUCACUACAAUGCCAGUAAAUACAGUGAUAUCCCGUCCACCACCACAGAUCCAAAUGGCCCCUCCUCCUGUGUCCUUAGAACCAACAACCAGCUUGUCUUUAAGUCUGGAAAACCAACUUGAAGCCCUCCUGGAUGGAACGUUACCUUCAGGUAAUGAAAUUCCUCAACUGACAGGCAGUAAUGAGGACAGAGAGUCAUUUUCUUUAAUUGAAGACCUCCAGAAUGAUCUGCUUAAUCACUCCAGCAUUUUAGAUCACUCUCAUUCACCCAUGGAAACGUCUGACCCGCAGUUUACCACUAAUAGUUCUUGUCUAUCUCUUGACCUUCCUGACACAAAUUUAGACAAUAUGGAAUGGCUAGACAUUACAAUGCCCAGCUCCUCGUCUGGACUCACUCCUCUCAAUUCCACUGCCCCCAGCGUAUUUUCCACUGACUUUCUAGAUACACAAGACCUACAGCUGCACUGGGAUUAAGCUAUAGCCAAUGAGAAAAUGACCUGUAAACCUCUUUUUACAGUAGAGAUUCAUUAUUACACUAUUCUGAUUGCAAAUAAGUUACAAUAGAAAUGUUUGUAAGAACAAAUGCUUGAAGGUAAUUCCUUAUUGAUGUUCAAGUUUACAACAGUGAAUUACUUCAUGCUCCUACCAUUAAUGCAGAUCAGGGCUCUCUGAAAGCUGUAUUUCACAAGUCAAGAAAGGAUGAUUGUACUUACUGUUUAAAAGCACGACAAGGGAAAUGCAUCACAAAUAUAGAAGAAAAAAGUUACGUGUCUGAUUUUGUAACGCUUAAAUGAACAACACAGUGUGGCCCUUCUUAGAGAAGAAAACAUGGGAGACGUUUCAAUUGUCUGUUUUGACACAGCGAGCAAAUGUUUGAGGGAGGUUGAGAUAUCACUGCACUUCAUUGUUCCUGUGGAUAGCCUGAGCCAGGUUCAAAUUGAAUUGUGAGAGCAAAGGCAAGUAGAAACACUGGCUGGUUCAGUGAAGUUUCAUAGAUCUAGACUCUUAAUUUGUUCAAGUUGUUUUUAUAUUUUGGUUUUGUGGCUUUUAAAACUCUUUCCCCAUUCUUUAAUCAUGAGGGAAGAAUUUAACUGCAUCCAAAGGGAUAUUAAGCGUAACUGCAAGAAAUCCACUGUAGCUAGGCCAAGUAAUACUGAGAACACUGAAUUUUCUAUUACAAUGCUCUGGAUUUAAUAGCUAGGUUUUAAUGUGUAUAUCAGACAGUCAUUUGUAUACUCUUUUAAACCUUGUAUAGACUAUUUUUGUGAACAGAGGGGAACAGUGGUCGUCAAGCAAGAAAUUACUGUAAUGAAAAUAAUAUCUUAAUUUGUCAUUGAGGAUAUUUUUGAAUUGAAUACAUUGAAUACAGUAUCUCAGCAUAUUAGAACAUUCUGAGGAAGCAGAAAAGUUUAAAUGAUGCUGUUACGCUCUAUGAUCCUGCAAACAUCUAUGCAGGAACAGUCCCAGUGCCCCUAGGAAGAAGUGUUUGUAGGAUCGAGCUGCGUUGCAGGGGACAAUACUGACAGGACAAUAAUCAUUUCCUAAAAAAUACUUUUAUCUCUUGAACAGCUUUGUCUACCACUGCACAACAUCAGGGAAUCUAAACAGGCUCAGUAAGAAUCCUAAACAGCACACACAGAAAACUGUAAAAGGCAAAUGAUCAGUAUCAGGAUAUACUGUUUUGCGAUGAGAAGGUAUAUUCCAUACAUACAGAUAACAGAAUUAAGCUCUUACUGCAUAGAACAGCACAUGAAAAAGCAAUUUUUUUAAACCAUGAGUUGUUGUUUCUCAGAGUCUGUUAUGUAAACAGUCAGGAAAAGCAAACAAAAAAAAUGCUGUAGUGUUAAGUAAAAUACUUGGACAUUCUACAGCUGUGUUUCCCAUGAUAGCUGUUAAAUGUUGUUAUGGAUGAGGCAGGCUGAUCAACAAAAUUGGAAUUUUUCCAUAUAAGUGUGUUUCUAAAUUGAGAUAAAAGGAAGCAGUCCCUUCUUUCUUGAACAGUGGAAAGGUGUUAUGUUUUCUAGUCUGAAAACUGGUCCUAUUUCAGAACUCCUUCCUCAACACCAACCUUUAAAAACAAAAUUUGUUGGAACUAAAUUAAAAAUGGUGUGAAGCUUUUGCUUUCUUCUAGGAGUAACGCUGUGUAACAAAGUAGCAAAACAAAAAGUACCUAUUAACCACUUAGCAACCUGAAUCACCUUUAAUUUAAUUUAAUUUUAAAUAAAAAUUUUUAAAAAAUCAUGUUAAUAUCAAACCAAAUACUCUUGUCAUAAAAUGUUGUAGAAUUAACUGCAAAUUCCAUGUCUCCAGAUACCAAAUGCAGAAUUCCAUUGGCUUCAGGUGGAAUACUGGAUUAUAUUAUCGAUUUGGGGUUUAAACUGGCAUCGUAUCAGCUAUCAGCACUUUAAAUCAUUAUGUAUUUUGAGUAGUUUUACAUGUCAGGGUUUACCUUAAUGUGAAACUGAGAACAGAACAAUCUAUCAAUAUUUUUUGCCACAGAAGCUGAAAGACAUAAUUCUUUCUUUCUUUCUUCUUUCUUGCUGUGCCUUGCUUGAGUACAGCGUAACGUGUGGAGUGUCUGCCUUAAAUUUUGAUGCUAUACGACUCUUUUAAAUAACACUGAAUACAUUCAAUUUUUUGCAUUCCUUUUCAUCAUAUCAUCUUGGGAGCUAAUACUCUGAGAUACAAAGUGCCCUCAGCUGUUACUGGAAUAAGAAUUAAAGACUCUUCGUCUGAUAGGAACAACUUUGAAUGGAAUUUAUAUUGUUCUACAGUACCAUCAGUGUGUUGUGUGAUGUAUCACAUAUCGUACCACGUACGUGUGGUUACAGUUACCCUUCUUGACCCUGCCUUCUGAUUAAAUAAAAGGCAAGUAAAUUGUUAGAGAAUAAAUUAACCUAGAACAACUGUACUGUCAUUUUUGAUACGCAUGUAAAUAGAGCUUAAAUCUGGCAAAAUCAUCUUGCUAUAAAACUAUCCUCAUUGGCAGUGUAGAAUGUUAAUUACUCCAUAGGAAUCUGUGUGCAGAAAUAAACCCAAACAGCUGAGAUGUGUUGUUACCAGUACAGUAUAGCUUUCUGCUCUAAAAGUCUAUCUGGGGGGGGAUCAUUUUAGUUUUUAAAGUAUAAAUAUUCUGGUGUGGGGGAUGUGUGAUUACUUUUUUUGUACAUUUGAGGGUUAUGUGUAUUAAAACCUUAUAUGUGAUGGUUUGCUUCAGCCAUUGUUCUGAAACGUGAUAUAUUUGCCACAGUUAUAUACACAGGUUAUGGCAGAAAUAGAUUUUGCUUAGAUUUGUGCGUGUGCAUGUUUUACAUUACAAUUUUUCUUACACAAUACAGCACAUCUUUGAAAUUUAAUCAUGACUGUGCAGUUUGACUGUACAGAACUGAAUAUUUCUCAUUAGGAAAGCAGCUGCAGAGGAAUGCACUGGCACUACAUUUGCCAUGAAAUAGCUGCAAUAUGCUAACAGAACACAUCCUAUUAAAUCUGCGGUUACUAAAUUCUUACAGAGUAAUUCAGAAUACCAUUUUAUCAGUGUGAAAUUCAAAAGUUGGUGUUUACAAUUCUAGACAUGGAAGGAGCUCAGGUAUGUUUUACAGGGCUGGUAUUAAUUAAGAGAAGUCACAUCCUGCAUGUAGUACAGAAAUGCUUUUUGUUAAUGCACUUUUAGUGCCAUACAGCAUUAUUUAAGGCAAGUAAGUUUACAGGCAAAAUUGUAUUCAACAUUACAAAUAGCUAACAAAUUAUUGUCAAAAAUUUAGCAGCUAUAUCUUACAAAAAAAAAAUCAGUUUAUUCAAAUGUUCUUUACAGAAAUGUAGCUUCUAAUCCAGUAGUGAGAGCCUUGCAAAACCAGCCCAUUAAAAAGCUGCUUCUAACGUGGCCUCAAUCACUGUUCAAUGCUGAAAUUUCUUUUCAAGGCAUCUCUAAAUUCCUGACCAGCAGGAAUUAUCUUCAAGGAAGCAAAUGAUCAAACCAGAAGUUUCAAUAUUAAACUUCUCUGUUACAUAAUCUCAAACAAUCUGAUGCCUGAAAAGUGUAGGCACCAUAGUUGGAAACCAAGCACAAGCUGUUGAACUGUUCUCAAGGCAGAGAAAAUGCAAUCACAGGAUAUAAUUAACUGGAAGGGCAUUAUGUAAUGAAAACACAAUAAAGCUCACUGAUGUAUACAGUUACUUGGAUGGCAUCUGCAGUGUGUUAUAAAUUUAAAGCAAAUUCCAUUAAAACUGGAAAAAAUAUUCUUCCACUUAUAUCUACUAAACAUUUUGUUAAAUCUCUUUUUAUUGUGGUCUAUUAAAUUGCUUUCUGGUGAUUUCUAGGCCAUAAUGUGGGUUUUCUUUCGAGAGAGACGUGGAACUGAGUUGCACGUAGUAUAUACGUGCCCAAUAAAGAGCAUCCGUUAAAAUCUGGACCUGAAGUAAUCUCAAGUAUUCCUUCUAUUUGUGAUGAAUAAAGUGCAAAAAAAAGAGACACCUACAUCAUUCUGUAGUGUUUGAUACUGAAUAUAUGGUCUUUUAGGCUAAAAGUGCAUAAAAGCAUGUGUAUAAUUCUAGCCAAAAAAAAGCUAUUCAAGCUAUGAGAGCGAAAUCUCAAUAAAAAGCAGGGAAUGGUUAACAACUAUACAGUCACACUAUUUUUAUAAAAAUUACAGCUCAGAUACUCAAAAACAGCCUAAAAUAAAUUAUAGUAAUAUAAAAAAAAUAAAUAGGAACCAAAGCAUUGCCAUUUAUAUUGCCAAAGAAGGCACUUUGUAUUUUGAAGCAUAGGAAAGUAAAUCCCCAAAAGUAUUACCCAUACUUUUUUAAAAUUAAGGAUGUAGAUAUUUUCAAAGCAGAUUUUGAUGUUUAAGAGUACAGAUUUGUUUUUGUUGUUUGAGAAAUUUGUAUUAAGUAACAGCACAGGCUUUUUUCCAGAUAGAAUUUUUUCCACAGUACUGCUUGCAGUAGAAAUGACGCUAACCCUAGUAGGUGUUUCUCUUCUUAUUUUCACAGUCAUAAUUAUGUAUGUCUUAGCAUCUCAUUUGGUGAAAAGAAGAAGAUAGAUACCUCUUCCUAGGGACCUCUUCAUUUAAGCACUACUUUGCUAAAUGCAAAUUAUGGCAAUCAGGGCGUCGGUUCGUGUUAUGCCUUUCUAUAAGAAACCAUGAUGCCUUUGUAUUUGUUGUUUGCACCCCUAAAAUCAAUUCCAUAUGUUUGAAUGCCAUAUGUUUUGCACAUUGUACUGUAUAUAUGUAAGGCAUACUGUAUUUUUAUAUGUGUAGUACAUUUAUCAGAUAUUUUGUACAUAGUGGCAAUAUUGUAGCUACUGAGGAAAUGUUUGAUAUUUCAGCAUUUUUGCUAAGUGUCUCAAAUAAAAAAAAAGGAAAACCGUUAA
This is a messenger RNA of Numida meleagris (helmeted guineafowl), 8585 nucleotides long. RefSeq names its product MKL1/myocardin like 2 (gene MRTFB). The record is from RefSeq and is a predicted model, not a curated record. Gene Ontology annotation, biological process: smooth muscle cell differentiation. Lineage: Eukaryota; Metazoa; Chordata; Aves; Galliformes; Numididae. The transcript has 17 exons. Bases 371 to 3688 code for a protein of 1105 amino acids.